AUGCCAUUGAAGAACAAUCAGCAAAAGCCAAUCAUCGAUGGAAAUGAACAGCGGGGUCAUGGCAUUCCAAUCUACGUAUGCAUUGAUGGAGAAUGGUCCCUUCUUGAUGAACCUUCUCACACAUGCCAACAGAGCUCUCAAAAUGUCAUCUUCACGGCGAACAUCUCUGUCGGAACCCCGCCGCAGUAUUUCAAGCUCGCUAUCGAUACACUCAGCAACGUCAACUUGAUCCCCUCCGCCGACUGCGAUUUCUUCUGUGCCGACCCAUCAAAUCAUUACAAUUCAUCUCUCUCCUCAUCUUUCGAAGCAGUACGUAACGAGAACAGCGAUCGAGUCCCCUGGACUGUUCGCUGGGCCGAUGUCAACUACCAAGGCAAGCUCUCAAAUGACACAAUCCACCUUGGCUCGCAUGACGUCCAGGGUCAGAUCUUCGAGGAAUGGACCUCCGCCAUGCUGGCGACGCCGGGCGGCAUCGACAUCGGCUAUGAUGGAGUCCUCGGUAUUGUACCAUCAUGGACAUGGUCCGACCAAGGCAUCCCCAACAUCCUUUACGCAAUGGAAAAAGCGGGCAACAUACUCGACAGGAACAUCUUCUCCCUGCGCUUCCCGCGCAGCAUGACAGACGUCGGGGAACUCCUGUUCGGCGACACAAACCCAGAGCUUUAUGAAGGGGAGCCGAUCAUGCUACCAACAGUUAACCGUCAAAGCUCCGAAGCUGAAUACAGACCUUGGCUCGAUUACUGGACCCUUCCAGCCUCGAAAAUCUCCUUCAAUUCGCCACUACCCUUGCAUGUAGACCUGUCCAACACUUCGUACGCGGUCCUCGAUUCUGGCGGUCCAUGGAUCGUCCUACCCUCGGAGCUUGCGCGCAACAUCACAGCCGCGAUUGGAGCAGAGGAAGGGCCUUGGUGGUUUCAUUCCGUCCCGUGCUCCCGCCGACCAUAUCUCCCCGACCUGACAUUUGAGCUCGGAGGCCACAACUUUACCAUCACCGCAUUCGAGUAUACGAUGGAGAUGGAUAUCUGGCAAGAGCUGGGACUGGUCUGCUUGUCAUCGAUUUGGGGGGCUGAUGAGUUUGGAUUUCCGGGCAAUGGGGAGUGGAUCAUGCUUGGUAAUGCGUUCUUGAGGGCUUUCUAUAGUGUCUUCGACUUCGAGAAGCAGGAAGUUGGAUCCCAAAACAUCUCCCACCCCACCUGGCCCCCCGACCCCUCCCCAAUCCAAUACCACGGCAACAGCUUCCUCCUCAAAGACUUCCGGGCCGGAUACAGCGCGCCCUCCUUCCUCCAAAACAGCCUGGCACCCUGCCGUCUCAAAAUCCUCGGCGAAAUCGACGAAUUCGCGCGCCAGCAAAGCGACCCGUACCCUGGCGACAGUUUCUACUGCGGCAUCCCGCCGUGCCUCGAGAACAGUCUGCACGUCUUCGGCGUCGUCAACUCCAUGAGCUACAGCGACGUCAUCGAUAUCUUGGGUUUCUUGCAGUAUGUGCUGGAGAGGAACCUUUUUGGGGAUGAGGUGCCCAGUUUUGACUUUACGGUUUGUAUUGGGAGUUUGGAUUCGGGCAGGUGUUUUGGGCCGAGGAGUCAGCCGACGAUGAUUAGGUCGGGUAUUGUCGGGACUUGGAGCCCGAAUUUGUCGGUGGCGAAUGUGACGAUGGAGGAGGCUUUGGCGGCGGCGGUGGGCGGGAAUCAGACGAUGGCAGGGCCGGGAAUCGAGGGGGCUGUGCAGGUUUCGAAACGUGCGGAUACGGCGGAGCUUGCGAUUCGGAAUAGUCUGCCGGAUCCUUACCAGGUCCCUUUCGCUCCGUAUAUAUUGUCUAUUUCCUCUUACCGGCCUCCGCUUCAGCGCGCGAGCGUCUUUGUUGAUGCUACAGGCUUUUGUGUGGAGCAGGUCGCUGAUGAGGCUAUGACGAGGCAUGCGGCCAUGUCGGAUACCUAUCCUGGUAAUCGCUUUUUGUGUUUGGCUGAGCCUGAGAAUGGCGAUUAUGCCAUUGUGUUGGAAACGCUGGUGACUGAGGUUGCGUGGGCUUUCACCUAUCAGGAGAUCGUGAGGUUCUUGGGAGAUCUGACGAAAACUGCUUUGGGGUUCGGAAAUGAGGUGCCGAGUUCUGAGAUAGAGAUUUACUUGAAGAGCAAUGGGCCUGCGGUGAAGGUCGUGCAGGGUAGUUGGGGACCAAGGGUUGUGAAAACAGCUUCGGCGUUGACGAGCAAGCUUUGA
Bacidia gigantensis is the source of this 2214-nucleotide messenger RNA. RefSeq lists its product as uncharacterized. The record is from RefSeq and is a predicted model, not a curated record. Bases 1 to 2214 code for a protein of 737 amino acids. Gene Ontology annotation, cellular component: fungal-type vacuole. Gene Ontology annotation, biological process: proteolysis. The transcript has 3 exons. Gene Ontology annotation, molecular function: aspartic-type endopeptidase activity. Lineage: Eukaryota; Fungi; Ascomycota; Lecanoromycetes; Lecanorales; Ramalinaceae.